Molecule: messenger RNA, 1250 nt
Organism: Paramacrobiotus metropolitanus
Lineage: Eukaryota; Metazoa; Tardigrada; Eutardigrada; Parachela; Macrobiotidae
Product: cytotoxic granule associated RNA binding protein TIA1-like
Exons: 6
Coding region: 349-1059 (236 amino acids)
Molecular function (GO): RNA binding
Source: RefSeq, a predicted model, not a curated record
GGUUUUAUGGGGUGUCCUCACUUCAUUACGCACAGGCACAGCCACCCGGCACAGGUUAAAAGCUGACCAUUUUUACGAUCCACAUAAUGCAAUGGAGGGAAGUUUAUAACCGGCAUUUAGACCGUUCCACGUAUCGAGAUAUGUAGUUGGACGUUGUGUUGCUUUAUUGGGAAAGGUGUUGUGUCUUUCCGCGGGUUUGUAUCAUGGGCGAGAUACUGCCGGAUGUUGUGCAUUAUGCGGAGAAGGAGUGUAAACAAUCGGUUUCACCGCAUUCCAAGACAUACGUUCCACAAGGCAUUGCGCCGCAUCAGCUGUUUGUGGGCGAUUUGCCAUCCCAUUUAACGGAGGAUGGUCUACGGGAGCAGUUUUGCCGCCUUUGGAUCGGUGCUGGACUGCCGAGUCAUCCGCGAUCCCCUCACGCAUAAGUCCAAGUGCUUCGGAUUUGUCCGCUUCGCGAAAAAUGAGGAAGCCGAAAUAGCCAUUGCGCAAAGCAGCAGCAUGUUUAUCGAUGGCCGCAAAGUACGCACAAACUGGGCGGUGAAGCGGGAUCCGGACUAUCCGCUAUCGCUCGAGCAGGUUUUAGUGCAAGCAUCACCCUACAACACAACAAUCUAUAUCGGCGGUCUCGGUCGCAACUUUAACGCGGAGUUCGUGCGGGGCAUGUGCGCCAUGUACGGACCCCUAAUGGAACUUCGACUCUUCCAGGACAAAGGUUACGCUUUCGUCCGCUAUGCUACUCGAGAGAGUGCGGCUGGCGCCAUACUGGGCAUCAAUAACAGCGAGAUCAACGGGUAUCAUGUGCGCUGCUCCUGGGGCAAGGAGAUGCGCGACCCAUAUAUUCUCAAGAUGGCCCGCACGAUGCCGACAUUGAUGGACGGCGGUUACACGCCCUGUACACUACCCAGUCACAUUACCGCAGCGUUUCCGCCGGCGCCGCCGCUGUGGCCCCUUAUACCGGCAGCGCCGCAGCCGCCUACCCAGAUCGCCACUAAUAUCGGCAACUACCACAUCUCUUUUCCCUACGCUACACCGCCUUUUUAUCAGACCAUACAGUUCUGAAUUACAGUUCACAAUGUUGGCAUAACAUUAGAGUAAGGGUACUAAUAAAGUGAGGCAACUGUCUUACUGCUAUAGUAUUAUGAUGACUACUAUAAUAAUAAUAUACAUUUUGAAUUGCCUGUUGGACUACUGAGUUUAAUGUCCACAUUCAAACCCGGAAACAAACAAUUGAAAAACCUUUUGAGUUAUUG